This is a messenger RNA of Salpingoeca rosetta, 801 nucleotides long. RefSeq lists its product as uncharacterized. Bases 1 to 801 code for a protein of 266 amino acids. The record is from RefSeq and is a predicted model, not a curated record. The transcript has 2 exons. Lineage: Eukaryota; Choanoflagellata; Craspedida; Salpingoecidae.
AUGGACACAACACCGCCAGAGCAGCAAGCACACUGGCUCGCGUGCAUUGGGCAGCAGCUGCACGCGAUUCUGACGGAUGAGAAGACCAAGCUGAGGCGGACCGAGGAGGACAAAGAGCGGGAGAAGGCGAAGAAAGCAAGCCAGCACACGGGCACAGCAACACCAACAGCGACGACGAGAACGGCGGCAGCAACGAAGAAGAGGAAGAGCCAGAAGAAGGGGGAGAAGGGGAAGAAAGGGGUUGAAUCGUUGGAGAGGAAAGAGGAGCCGGGGAUGAUGUGGAUGCAGGCGACUGCUAGGAGCACACGACAUGACCUGAACAACGACAGGAAUUUCGGCAACGGCGACUGCGAUUGUUAUGACGACCGUGAUGGCGACGACCGUUUCGAUGGCGACGCCUGUGACUUUGGCUGUUACAGCAGUCGUGGCGACGACGACGACGACGACCGUUUCGAUGGCGACGCCUGUGACUAUGGUUGUUUCAACAGUCGUGACGACGACGACGACGACGACCGUUGCGAUGGCGACGACUGUGACUUUGGCUGUUAUAGCAGUCGUGGCGACGACUCCGAUGUCGAGGCUGCAGAAGUGCGGCGUGUGGAGAUCACAAGACCACAAACCGGAGCCAGCAAGCAGCGGCAGCGGCGGCGGGGCACGCCAUCAGGGCAGCACGGUGAAGACAUGCAGCUGGAGCCGGAACUGCGCAGGCGCCUUGAGGACUGGAACGUUCUUCCCCAUGCGACGCCGUUUUUUUUGCAGAGCACGGCAUUGCGGGCAUGGAUGACUUGCUGUGCGAAGUGA